CUGUCCUCAGGUCAGUGCGGCAGGAAAAGCGCAGAGGAGACGAAGCGGAGACGGAGGGAGAGAGGGAGAAGAGGAGAGGAGGAAAAACAGUCAGAAAAGAAAACAGAGAAGGACAACAUGGACGCGAAUAGUCUGUGAUCACUCGUCACCUUCCUCCUCUGACACACAGCCGCUGCUCCGUCCUGUCGACCAGGAGGAGGAGGAGGAUUAUGAGAAUGUCAUGGAAUGGAGGAAAUCUUCAGAAAGCCUGUUUCUAAACUGCGCCGUGAGGACAUCACUGAACCAUAAGGACAUCAAACUGACGGGGAUGGCGCUCAUGUAGACCAGGAGCGACAGUUCAACCCACAAAUCAAAGUUUUCAGGGUUUCGUUGUCUUUUUUCUUUUUUUUUUUUCCAGGACGAGAGGAGCAUUUUUUUUUUUUUUCCUGCUUCGGAUUCCUGUGGACGGGAUGACAUCCGCAGUCAGGAGGAGUUGCUCGGGCUGACUUGCGCCUCAGCCGCAGUGUGUAGCGGGAUCCUGACUCAGGGAAGAUGGGAGAUCAUGCGGCAGAGGACAGAGGCAUGAGACGGACCUUCAUCGUUCCUGCCAUUAAGAGCUUCGACCACUAUGACUUCACCAGAGCCAAGAUCUCCUGCAGCCUGACCUGGCUGGUGGCCAAGGCUUUCGGCUCGGACGCAGUACCAGAUGAGCUGGCCGAGCCUUUCUACAGGGACCAGUACAACCAGGAGCACCUGAAGCCUCCAGUGGCCUGCCUGCUCCAGUCUGCAGAGCUCUACUGCCGAGCUGGGAGCCUCAUCCUCCGCAGCGAUGCUGUCAAACCUUUACUGGGACACAACGCCGUCAUCCAAGCCCUGGCCCAGAAAGGCCUGUAUGUCACUGACCAGGACCGACUGGUCACAGAGCGAGACCUGACCAGCACCCCUAUAAACAUGAGUUCCCAUCUGGCGCUCAUCGAUACGCUGAUGAUGGCGUACACUGUGGAGAUGGUGAGUGUGGAGCGGGUGAUGUCCUGCAUCAACAGGUUCUCCUCUGCUGAACCAUCACACAGUGACGGACACAUUCCGGAGCUGCCCUAUGACACUGAGGAUGCAAUCACCACCUGGAUCAACAAGGUGAAUGAUCACCUGCGGGACAUCCUUGUGGAGGAGCAGAAGCUGAGAGAAUCUUCCUCUCAGGAGUCGGCAACAAACACGGCAACACACAAAUCUCCCAGCAAAUGGUACUGGAGAUUAGUACCUGCCCGCUACAGGAGGGAGUUUGCCCAGCAUCGGAGUGCUCCGUCACUCCCCCUGGUGGAUAACCUGCUAAAGGACAACACGGAUGGCUGUGCCCUGACCGCCUUAUUGCACUUCUACUGCCCACAGGCAAUCAGACUGGAAGACAUCUGUCUCAAAGAGACCAUGUCACUAGCCGACAGUCUGUACAACCUCCAGCUCGUGCAAGAGUUCUGCAAGAACAACCUCAGCCACUGCUGCCACUUCAGCCUGGAGGACAUGCUCUAUGCACACGCAUCCAUAAAGAGUAACUAUCUGGUUUUCAUGGCUGAGCUUUUCUGGUGGUUUGAAGUGGUUAAACCUUCAUUUGUAGAGCCAAGAGUCUUCAACCCAAACGCCUGUGAGCCAGUGUCCUCCAGAAACAUGGCCCCUGCAUCCAGUCCAGUCAAACAGAGCUAUGCAGACAGACCUGACAGCCCAGAGAGCAUCUCUGCUGAGGCAGGUACAAUGAAGAGAUCUACCUCCAUGUCAUACGUGGACGGCUGUGUCGGGACCUGGCCCAAAGAAAAACGUUCCUCCUCUCGUGGAAUCUCCUUUGAGAUUCCUUUGGACAAAGACCCAGCGGUGCCGCCCUGUGAAGCCUCCUCCCUCGGAGGGAUGACCCGCUCAGCCUCCAGUGAUGGUCUUGGGUUCAAAGUUCACUAUGCAUCCAGAGGAGGCAUGAAACGCCACCUCUCCCUCACGCCCGUCAAUGGUCAAAGCAAACACAUACCGGAGGAGGAUGAGGACUUCACCUCCCACAAACCUGUGGGGCGGAGCAACACGUUCUCAGUCAAGAACCAAAGCAGGUACUCUAAUGGAGUCCUCUCAGACAGUAACCAUGGCAACCAUGGUAGCAUCAGCCCUUCAACACCUCCGAGCAUUGAGGAGGCCUUGAAGAUUAUCCAUGACUCUGAAAGGCCUCAUGCUCUCCUGGGUGUGGGGGAAGGAGACAAUGGUUUCUUCCUCCACGGUGCAGAGCCUCCUGAUCCACCAGGGGCCCAAGGUCCUGGAGACGACCUGAGUUCGGCUAAGGCUCGACUGAACGACCAUGAGCCCAACUCGUUGUCCACCGAUGAAGUCGACACAGGCAUCCAUGUGAGGACAGAGGACAUCCAGAGCUUGGAUGAGGACUCCUCCUCACUGAGAGACUAUUCAGAUAUAGACCCAGACUGUGAGACCAUGACCAGGUCGUGUCCUCUGCCCGAGCGGACAGAGAUGGCAAGAAACAGAGAAGGAGGGUGCCAAGGGGUUGGUGACACUAAUCCUGGGGGGGACGAGAAGGGAGAUGGAGGAGACAGGAGUCAACCCUGCCCCAGCCCAGCACCCACACUCCUCAGAUCUCACACCAUCAGCCCCACCUCAUCCUCUGGUGGCUCUGGAAGAGGCAUGGUGCGGAUGACGAGCUUUGCAGAGCAGAAAUUCAGGAAGCUGGAGGGCAGGAGUAGUGGAGGAACAACACCAGAGAGCACAGAUCUCAAUUUACCAUAUGCACACCCAACAAAAAAUACUUCUGCUCAGAUCUCUACACCUCCUCUGCCAAUCAUAUCCCCUUCUCCUGUAACACCUUCCCCCAGAGACCCGUCUCACCUCAUAGCCUCAGAGAUGAUCCAACUGAGGAUGAAGCUGGAAGAGAAACGCAGAGCCAUUGAAGCGCAGAAGAAAAAGGUGGAAGCAGCUUUUACUCGCCAUCGCCAGAGGAUGGGCAGAACAGCCUUUCUAAAUGUUGUGAGAAGGAAAGGAGUCACGGCCCCGCACAGUCCCAGCUCAGGCGGAGCAGAGACACCUUCCCCCGAGCCGAUAACAGCCAUGAAAGACACCAGCCAGGGCAGCAUGGAUCGCGCCGAGAGGUGCAAACCAGAUGGAGCAGCUCCCAAAUCCCCCUGUGAAGAUGGUGGAGAUCCAGGUGUGACUCCAGGAGAAAUCGACCUUUCAGAAUACACGCGCUCCAUUGAGAGGCUGAACACGUCGCUGGGCUUCCUGCAGACAGAGAUGCAGCGUUUGGGUCAGCAGCAGGAGAAGAUCAUGGCCAUGAGAGACCAGCAACAACAAGCCUGGGUCAUUCCUCCUCCUGCUCCAUCGCCGCACAGGCAGCUCCGUGAGUUGCGGAGCAGCAGCGUGACAGGCCGAGGCUCAGUUGGGUCUUUGUCUCCCAACAUGUCUUCUUCUGGCUCUCCACGCGCUCCCAACCGCUCCCCUGCUGGCAUCAAGCGGCGACCGGCCUCCUUCCAUGCCAGAACACCUCGGACUCCACGACCAAAUGACCUGAAAGUCACCCCCUUGAACCGAAUGCUCAACAUGCCCACUUCAGUGGACAGCCUUCCCAGGCUGAGGCGUUUCACUUCCAGCCAAAGCCAGAUCAGCUCUUUCGCCUACUUUGGCAACGAGGUGGGAUCCAGGGAGAGCAUGAGCCAAGAGGCCAUGGUCAACAAAGAAAACACUAAAGAUGAAGAAGAGACAACGGUGAAGAAGAGUGCUGGCGCUCCUCUACCUCCUAAAAAAGACACUGCCAAAGAGAGGGAAGGGGCUGAGCCGGCUCAGUCAAAGGGGGAGGUCAAGCAGUUGAAGACAACAUCAGAGGUGUUGCAGCAGCCGGUGACCGAGGCCCAAGGGGACGCAGGCAGGCGGGUCGAAGGAGACACUCAGGACAGGAGAGACCUGGUGGAGGUGCCUUUGUCUGGACUCAAUCCCCCUGGAGACCACGAGAUGACAGGAGAGGGAGAUACUGGAGGGGACAGCUAUGGUGACGAUCAAAAGAUGUGCUGUGGAUUCUUCUUCAAGGAUGACGUGAAAGGGGAAGAGGACAUGGCAGCAAAGAAAGCAGCGUUGCUGGAGAAGAGGCUGAGGAGGGAGAAGGAGGCUCAGGAGAAGAAGCAACAGCAGGAGCUGGACCAGGAGGAGAAGAGAGAAGCUGCACGGCUGAAAGCAGAGGAGGAGCAGCAGAAGAAGGAUGACGAGAAAGACAGGAGGGAUUACAUCAAGCAUGAGUAUCUGAGGAGAAGGCAGCUCAAACUGAUGGAGGACAUGGAUCAAGUCAUCAAGCCUCGAUCUGGAAGUCUCAAGAAGAAGCCACGUCCCAAGUCCAUCCACAGGGACGUCAUGGAGUUGUCAAACCCUCCAGUGAGAGCAACAGGCGUGCGACCUCGAGGCUUCUCCGUGUCAAGCGUUUCUUUGGCGUCUCUCAACCUCGCUGACAACGACAGAGAUCAGACAGAUAACAGGAAGAACAACAGAGGCAAUAAAUUAGCCUCUGCACAUACCCCAUUCUUUCUAAGCUCCCCCAAAGAAAGAAAGGGAAGGCCGGACUCUGCGGAGGGUUUUUCUCCUUGUCCUUCUGGUGAUAGUCGCAAUGGAGAGAAGGACUGGGAAAAUGAUUCAACCACCUCCUCUACUCCCUCCAACACUGAGUACACAGGACCCAAACUAUACAAGGAGCCCAGUGCCAAGUCCAACAAGCACAUCAUCCAGAACGCUCUGGCUCACUGCUGCCUGGCUGGCAAAGUCAACGAGGGGCAGAAAAACAAGAUACUUGAUGAAAUGGAGAAAUCCGAGAUCAACAACUUCCUGGUGUUGUUCCGUGACGCUGGAUGCCAGUUCAGGUCUGUGUACACCUACUGCCCCGAGACCGAAGAGAUCACCAGGCUAGCAGGCAUCGGGCCCAAGACCAUCACGACCAAGAUGAUCGAAGGCCUCUACAAGUACAACUCAGACAGGAAGCAGUUCAGCCGGAUCCCUGCCAAAACCAUGUCCGCCAGUGUGGAUGCCAUCACCAUCACAAGCCAUCUGUGGCAUGGCAAGAAGCAGGGAACAGCCAAAAAACUGCACCCCAAAUAAACCCAGAUGGUUUAUACAUGCUAUUUUAAAAAGGAACAAGGACAAAUUUGUGGAUUUUUUUGAUUUCGUCAAAGGGACACACGUGGUUCCUCUUUAUUAUAAAUCACAACUGGAAUGUAGAACGCAAGGGAGCUUCUCAGAGUCUGUUGUUACAAUACAGAACUGACUGUUGACACUCUGGACUACUCUGAGCGGAGCACAUGUUCGUAUGUGUCAGCAUGUGUAUCAAUGUUCUUGUGUGCCAAAAAAAAGAGAAGAAAAUAAUAGGCGGACCGAUGCCUUACCUAGUUGAACCACUGAAGCACUGAAUGUCACGCCCCUCUAAGAGGCAGUUUGGUUUCUGUACGUUGAUCAUGUGUGGCCUUAUGCUUGCUUUUUGUCAUAAUGGACGUGUGUGUUGGUGGCAUUUUGUCAGCGCCUGUUGAAAAAGUCUGUUGUGGUACAGGAAAGGCUGUGUGUGUGUACAUUUAAAGGGUGGUUUGUCUGAUCUACAAUCAGGUAGAGGCAGCAUUUUUUUAAAUAAGCGUUUUGCUGCUGCACAGGCACGUGUUUGUUUUCCUUUUCUUUUCUUUUUUUUUUACAUGUGACGGAAAAAAUUAUUAAACACGUCAAUUUGGUGUAUGUGUGUGUGUCAAGUGAAGUGCCAUGAAGAGUGAGGAAAAUACCUCAGUUGUGAUGAGAUUACUGAGCGAAUGGAGAACCAUCACGAAAGCUCUUAAUUUAUUAUUGAAGAUAUUUUUUAAAAAAGGUGUUUCAGAUUUUAUUUGCAGAAACAUAAUAUACUAAAUAAGUUAAAUGGGUUUGUACAUAAUACUGGUUACACUCAAACAAACGAAGUCCGCUUGUAGUUGCUUUUGUGUGUCUUUCAUAAGUUAUCAUGUACGUGUGUCAGUAUGUCGUUGUCAUUUGUGGCCUUUUGUUGUGCUGCAAAUGACAAAAAAAAAAAAAGUGUGAUCACUCCGCAGUAACACUCAUAAGACUAUCAUCAGUAUUAGAAUAGAUGGAAAUGCCCACACUGUGUCAUCAGUCUGUGCAAUGAUCUAAGAGUCAUUUAAAAUAACCAGCACUGGCCAUGUUGCAGCUGGUUUGAAAUGCUAUACAUUCAAAACUGUCACUUUAAUGUGGAUUGUCUGAAGUGUGUGAUCUUGAUUCCCCUCAGCGUUAUCCACAGUUGUAAAUAAACAGAUCCACCCUAGGAUAGCACUUCAAGACCUUGUCUACUGUCAAGUCUGGUCAAAGAUUACGACUGUCAUGCUUGUUUACUUUACUUUUGACAUUACUGUUGCAUUUGUUGUCAUUCGACAUUGGUUGACAUUGUACAGAUAUAUUUUGGCAUAAAGAAGUAUUUUUUGUAACAAUCUGUUGGAGGUGUGUGCUGAUGAAGCAGAGAAAGGAUGUGCGGUGAGAGAAGUGUGAGGGUCUAUAAAGUCUUCAUGAGGCUUUGUUGCGGUGUUGUAUGUAUGAAAUCUAGUAGUAUACUUUUAAAAAAAAUCAUUAUUUUCUUUUCCAACUCUGAGUUUAUUUUCUUUUCAGUUAACUAAAUAUGGAAUUGUUUUUUUUUUAUUACUUUGAGCUUUAUUAAAAUGCCAGCUAUCAACAGUC
This is a messenger RNA of Solea solea (common sole), 6690 nucleotides long. It is a transcript of the gene camsap2b, whose product is annotated as calmodulin regulated spectrin-associated protein family, member 2b. The record is from RefSeq and is a predicted model, not a curated record. Bases 532 to 5088 code for a protein of 1518 amino acids. NCBI's taxonomy places the organism in Eukaryota, Metazoa, Chordata, Actinopteri, Pleuronectiformes, Soleidae. Gene Ontology annotation, biological process: neuron projection development; negative regulation of microtubule depolymerization; cytoplasmic microtubule organization. Gene Ontology annotation, molecular function: microtubule minus-end binding; spectrin binding; calmodulin binding. The transcript is spliced from 23 exons. Gene Ontology annotation, cellular component: microtubule minus-end.